AUGCCCUCUCCCCCAUCGUCCCCAUUUGCGGGUCACGCGACACCAAUGCUACGAAAAUCCUCAACCAGAGCUGGUACCCAACGGAGAGUCUACGGCAAACGAAGAAACAAUGCGGCUAGAGCUGUCUUUGAGAAGAAAAGCCCCGCCAAGGAGGUCUCACCACCACCCACAAAAUCAGAUGAUACCGUCGAGGCCAUACAAUCCAAAUUGGCCGCAGUGACCAUUCAAGAUGAGUCGGUAUCUCCACCAGCAGAUGUCGACAGUGCAGCGGAAGAGACUCAGCAGGAAGAAAAAGACGCUACCCCCGAACCUUCAAGCCCGGCCUCUCAACAAUCCGAAACUUCAACCCCGCAGACCUCCCCCGAGAAAGCGAAGCCCUACGAAACCAUGGUGGAGGUCAGAAUCAGCGCCAAAACCUUACAACCUACACCCUCAAAGCCUCAAGGCAAAUCAAGCAUUCCCUCAAUAGACCGAAGAGUCCCAAGGCAAAAGAUUCCCAUCGGGCGGCGGUCGUCCGGCCUUGUCCACGACACCAAAGCCAACACCUACGUUCGCCCAAUCCUCAACGAGGCCCUGUCCGCAGUCGCAUCUCAAAAUAUCCAGAAAUUCAGCACAUGGGCCUCCAGAUCCGCAACAAUGUUCCACGUCGCGAAGCUAGCAGAAGGUUCAUACGGCGAGGUAUACAAGCUCCAUCUGCGGGAAGAGAGCUGUCGACCUGCAGUAUCCAAGUCCAAACUAGCCAAGCUGCAAGCUUACGGCGAUGGUGUUUUCAAGGUCGUCCCGUUGCGAGCGCAGAGCGGCCCCGGCUCGAAGAAAUUCACCACCAUUGAUGAAAUUGUGUCCGAGGUCAAGAUGCUCAAGUACCUUGAUCCGAUUCCAGGGUUUGCGCGGUUCAGGGAGAUCCAUGUGGUACAGGGUCGAUUCCCAGAGUCUUUCCAAAGUGCUUGGGAUUACUACAAGAAGACCAAAGAUGACUGCAUGAAUCCCAAUCCGUCGAGUAAGAAGGCAUACCCUGAUACGCAGCUCUGGGCGAUUGUGGAGAUGGACGAUGCGGGAUGUGAGCUUGAAAAGUUUAGUUGGGCGUCGAUCUUCCAGAUUUAUGAUAUCUUCUGGGGCGUGGCUAUGGCGUUGGCGCGCGCCGAAGAGUAUGCUCUUUUCGAGCAUCGCGAUCUUCACUUGGGCAAUGUCUGCAUUCGCUCCACACGACCAGAUGGUUCGAUGGAGCCCCCUACGGAGUUAGAGGUUGCACGUCAGCAAUCAUCUAGUGGAUUUGGAGCUAGUUCCCUCGAGACAACCAUCAUCGAUUAUUCACUUUCGCGUGCUGAUCUUCGCCUUGCCGACUUGCUCGAUGAUCCGGAGGGGGUUAUUGAGAUUGCUUCAUCCGAUCUGGACAAGAAGCAGAUUUUCGAUGCUGUUGGUCGCGAUAAGGACGAAAUCUUGUUGCGAAACACAUAUAGACAUAUGCGCGCAACACUUUAUACUGGAAACCCCGCGGAGACCGAGAAAACACCCGACAUCCCGGGCAUUUGGGCGGAAUAUGUCCCGCGAACGAACCUGGUCUGGCUGCUCUUCAUCCUGAAGAACCUCCUCAAGAAUCGAAAGAUGGAGCCCGAACAGCCAGCUGUCUCUGUCCAAAGAAGAGCCCUUGCACCCUGUUCUCCGAACAAGAAACUCACAGAAGGGGGAUCUGCCAGAGGCAAGCCAAAAGCUAAAGACCACGAGGUAGCAGGUGCAUUGGUGAAAAAGCGACAAGCCAAGGACCUCUCUGCACGGGUUUCAAAUCUCAAGCAGACGCUACAAGACAGGCUGAAAUCUGUCCUCGAGCUUCUGGAUAUCGAGCAUGGUCACGAGGACAUGUGCUGUGCGGCUGAUUUGGUUGCUUAUGCGAUGGAUUCGCAAUGGUUGGCUGAGCAGGACUUUUUCUGA
This is a messenger RNA of Penicillium cinerascens, 1926 nucleotides long. RefSeq lists its product as uncharacterized. The record is from RefSeq and is a predicted model, not a curated record. The transcript has 3 exons. NCBI's taxonomy places the organism in Eukaryota, Fungi, Ascomycota, Eurotiomycetes, Eurotiales, Aspergillaceae. The coding region runs from base 1 to 1926 and encodes 641 amino acids. Gene Ontology annotation, biological process: intracellular signal transduction; mitotic cell cycle. Gene Ontology annotation, cellular component: nucleus; cytoplasm. Gene Ontology annotation, molecular function: histone H3T3 kinase activity.